This is a messenger RNA of Saccharomycodes ludwigii, 2682 nucleotides long. RefSeq names its product chromatin-binding protein BDF1 (gene BDF1). Lineage: Eukaryota; Fungi; Ascomycota; Saccharomycetes; Saccharomycodales; Saccharomycodaceae. The transcript has a single exon. Gene Ontology annotation, biological process: regulation of DNA-templated transcription; chromatin remodeling. Bases 1 to 2682 code for a protein of 893 amino acids. The record is from RefSeq and is a predicted model, not a curated record. Gene Ontology annotation, cellular component: chromatin; nucleus.
AUGACAUCUGAACAGGUUUUUGCAUCCACACCAGCUCAUUCCACAGCCACAGCCUCUUCUACUAUUGCUACUUCCACCAAUGACUCAAUUCAAUCACAGCAACUAGAUAAUAACUGUAUCAAACAGGAAAAAGAUGAUCAUCACGAUAUUACCACGCCAGUUACUACUAAUUCAACCACUAAUAUACUGAAAAGACAGAUAGAAGAGCAACAACAAUAUACUACUAACCCAAAUGCAGACAACAGUGCCACCGCAGCUAAUAGUGUAAAUGGUAAUUCAUCUAGACAAAACUCUAAUUUGGACAACACUUUUAAAGAUUCUGAAGAGAAUGAACAGCCAGAGCAGCAUCAAGAUAAAAAAAUUAAGCUAGAUAAGAAUGCAGAUGGUGAUACUACUAGUAGCAAGAUUCCACUGGAAAAAGAGAAAGAAGAAGAAGAAGAAGAAGUAGUAGUGGACCAGAAUAAAAGUACUGGUAAUAUAGAGACUGCACCAGCUGAUAAUAGUAUAGUGAAAACUACAAAUGAUGCUACUGAUAAUAAAGAAGGCACCUUAGAGAAAAAGGAAGAAGAAGAAGUGAAACAAAAUAACAACACCAGUAAGAUAGAAACUGCAACCAAUGCGAAUAUUUCGCCAAAUCAAGACAAAUCCAAAGAACAACAAGAGGGGGAGAAAAAAGUACAGGAGCAGGAAGAAACUGGAGACCCAACUAAUGUUGAACUAGAACAAAAGUUGCCCACAGUCCCUGCUCCAGCUCCGCCUCUAGAGCCCGAUAUGAAUAAUUUGCCAGAAAUUCCUUUGCCACCACACCAAGCCAAACAAGCUUUAACUUCUAUAAAGGCUGUUAAAAGGUUAAAGGAUGCUGUCCCAUUUUUGAAACCCGUCGAUAUUGUUGCACUUAACAUUCCUUUUUACUACAACUACAUUAAAAGGCCAAUGGACUUGGGCACCAUGGAAAAGAAAUUAGAGGUUAAAGCUUAUGCAACCGUUGAACAAUUUAUUGCCGACUUCAAUCUAAUGGUUGACAAUUGUAUCAAAUUUAAUGGACCUGGCAGUGGCAUUGCCCAAAUGGCUAGAAACAUACAAGCGAGCUUUGAAAAACAUAUGCUACAUAUGCCUUCAAGAGAAUUACCCAAACCUAAAAGUAGCGUUUCUAAUACGGCUGUUGGAAAUCAAAAGAAGAAUAGUAGGAAUGGUGGUGACGACUUAAUAGUGAUUAGAAGAGUUUCUGGCGGGAACAAUGGAAGACCCAAGAGGGAGAUUCACCCACCAAAAACUAAGGAUAUUUAUAGCGAAGAUAUUGCCAACACUAGGCCAAAAACCAAGAAGGUUAUUCAGGAACUGAAUUUCGCCAAACAGGUUGUUAAAGAACUCAUGUCAAAGAAAUAUGGCAACAUUAAUUUCCCAUUUCUAGAGCCCGUAGAUGCUGUAGCACUAAACUGUCCAGAUUAUUUUGAUUAUGUUAAGGAGCCGAUGGAUUUGGGUACUGUUCAAAGCAAAUUGAAUAAUAACAAAUAUGAAACCAUAAGCGAUGUGGAAAAGGACAUUAAAUUAAUUUUCCAUAACUGCUAUACGUUUAAUCCUGAGGGUACUGAUGUUAAUGUCAUGGGCCAUCGUCUAGAGGAAAUUUUUAAUAAAAGAUGGGCAGCAAAGCCUACGAGACCUGCUGGUUCCACUUCGAACAAUGCAACUUCUGCUAUCUCGUCGACAGGUGCUAGUAACUAUUUGGAUGGGAAUGAGAAUGGUGGCACUGAUGCUGCAGAUAAUGGUUAUGAGUCGGAAGAUAUAGAUAUUGACGAAACACUAAUAACUAAUCCAGCUAUUCAAUACUUGGAACAACAGUUAAUUAAAAUGAAGGCUGAACUACAGAAAUUAAAGAAACAGGAAUUGGAAAAGAUCAGAAAGGAGAGAAGGGGUGCCAAGAACUUGGCCAAAAAUAAAAGAAGCACUAAUGGUAACAGCGGCAGAAGAAAAAAUGUCACAACUACCUCAAACACUAAUAAUAAUAGUGGCACUGGUGGCGGUUCCGUUACCAAAAAGAAAAAUGGUGUUAUCAGGAGGAGACGUAGCAAAAAUGAUAAUUCUUCAUUAUCGGCUGAUCGUUUUAAAACAGUGGUCACUUAUGAUAUGAAAAAAAUCAUUUCAGAAAAAAUUAACGAGUUAUCAAACGAAAAGCUGAAUGCAGUUGUUGAAAUCAUCAAAAAUAGUAGCCCUGACCAUGGGAAUACCAAUGGCGAUGAAUAUGAGCUAGAUUUGGAUGAUUUGGAUAAUAAUACAAUUUUAACCAUUUAUAACUCCUUUUUUACGAACAUGAAUAAUAAUAAUAAUAAUAAUAAUAAUAAUAAUGACACCAGCAACAGUACGAAUAGCGUUAACGGUGUCAGCCACGGUAGUACCAAUGUUAACGGGACUGAUUUUCCCAAGAUGAAUAGCCUGCAUUCAGAUUCUUCCAACGUCGACGUGGAAAAUUCAUUAUCUCCUCAGACAAUGGGCCCAAAGGUCCAGAGAAGAAGGAGGAGCAAAUUAUUAUCUGAAGAAGAACAGAAUAUGCAAAUUGAAAAAAUCCAAAAAAAGUUGGAGAUAUUGAAUAAUGCGUCACCCCAAUCAACAGCAAGCUUUUCACAUUCUCAUGAUGGUUAUAGUUCUUCUUCUGAGGAUGUUAGUAGUGAAAGUGAAGAAGAGUGA